Mauremys mutica (yellowpond turtle) is the source of this 2054-nucleotide messenger RNA. RefSeq names its product UBAP1-MVB12-associated (UMA) domain containing 1 (gene UMAD1). The record is from RefSeq and is a predicted model, not a curated record. Lineage: Eukaryota; Metazoa; Chordata; Testudines; Geoemydidae. Bases 201 to 626 code for a protein of 141 amino acids. The transcript is spliced from 5 exons.
GGUUGUGGUUUCUAUAGCGGGUGUGAGGGUCAGGUGGGGGCUGCCUGGCGAUUGAACCCGGAAGUGGAGGUGCCAGUGCCAGUGUCAGGUGUCGCGGUUCGGUUCGGGAGAGCGUCUGAGGCGGGUACGCGGAAUGCAAGAUCUGAAAAACUGAAACUUUGUAUUGUGAAUACCUAAGAGAGGCUUGGGGAAAAGAAGAUAUGUUCAACCUUUUCCGAAAAAGCCAAGACUCUAAGAAGGUGUCAUUGCCAGAAAGAGAGGCAGAUGGAUUUGUUCUUUUGGGUGAUACAAUUAAUGAACAGAGAAGAGCAUCUAAAGAUAAAAAUUCAUUUCCUGAGGCAGGACCUACAUACAGUCAACCUGUUCAGCCAAAUACAGAAAAACAUUCACAUUUGACUGUAGUGGGUGCUGAGGAGGGAAAUGAAACAAGUCAACAUUUGGAAAGCAAUCAUUUGAUGUCAGAGUUCCUCAAUGAUGUACCCUUCACCCUAGCACCCAAUGUGCUAGCAGUACAGGACAUCUCUAAUGGCCUUCCAGACCAGUUGCUCUCCUACAACAUCAAUGAUAAUUUAUCAAGAUUUUGGUAUGAUUUUACACUUGAAAAUUCAGUGCUUUGUGAUUUGUAAUAUGUCCUUAUCUUUCUGUCCCUUUGAAUGUGCACCGUGACAACUUGAAGAUAAUUACACAAAUAUUUUGUUUUGUAACUUAACUGCUUAAAUGUUUUUGUGGUAUGCCAUUUAUAUAACACAUGCAUAAAAACUAAAAUAAUUAAAAUCUCAUACUGUUUUAUUCCUUAACAUAUCAUCUUGCAUUACACUUAAGUAACUUAUCAGAAAUACUGAAUUUGUUCCUAAAAUAGUCAAGCAGAACUAUUAGUUUUGUUUAAUCCUGAGUAAGAGAUCCAUCUGUUAAUACAUUAAUUGGUGACUGUCAAUAAGUGGACUGUAAAUGCACACAUUUCAUUAUUCUUACCUGUGAUGUCAUGGACUUCUGCAGCAUUUGAUAUUUUACUCUAAUGCCACAAAUGCAAAGCCUGUUGUGCAUAUUUCUUUUUAGACUAUCUUUUGCUUUUUCCAGGGUUGGAAAUGAAUGCCGAUUGUAAAUGAAGUCAUGCUAUUUUGCAUUACAAUAGGCAACUGAUGCUCCAGUCUCAAAUGCUGCGUUUUAAACUUCUGAGGAAAGUUUACAGGUUUAACUUUGUUAGUAUGACUGAGUAGAUUUUACUAUACUCAAAAUGAAAAGCUAGUCAGCUUCUCCUUUUUUCCAGUAGACCUUGCUGUUCAUCUUACCAGGUCACUUCGGUCUCUCUUUCUCUGUCUUUCUCAAGGGUUUUCUCUCUAACUGCCCUGCAUUUGCUGUUUUUUCUCAUUGCCACAUGUGUUCCUGGUUUAUGCAUAGAUCAGUUUUUCCUUUUUAACCUUUGUGCCCUCUAAAGAAAGAAAUCUCAGGAUAUGUACUUUUAAUGGUCAUACCCUUGUUUUUUUUUUUAAUUGUGGCCCAAAGAUACAGAUGGCAGUGUUUAACUACUACAAAACAUUAAAUUGUUCCAUACCCAACUAAAUACCUAAAAAUUCAUUUCAAGCCUUGAAUAUGCAUAUUUUAUUAUAGCUAAAACCUAACUAAAUUGCUGUUGCCCAGUGAACUGCUCACUGAAGUCUUUUGUGGGUUGUGUGAAGAAUUCUCUGUGCCAUAUGCAAGAUUAAAUUUGUUUUGACUAUCAGGAAAAAAAUAUAUUUACUGUGCCAACUGUAAGUGGGUAUUUUCAUAAGAAAUGUGUGACAUAGGAUAUUUUAAAACAUACAUACAGAUUUUCACAUGUGGGUGCUUUUAAGAUGUUUGGGAUAAUAAAUACCACAAAUGAUAGAGAAGCUAUGUUGUAAUUACAUUUUGGUUUGUUAAAUGAUCAUAUUUUCUCAGAUUUUUUUCUGGAAAACCUAUGCAUUUCAUUAGUUUGUUUGCAGUCUGUAUCUGUUAAGUUUAUAAAUAUGCUUUGAGCUACUUGUUUUCAGGGAAAAUAUCUAUUGCACUUAAAUAAAAGCUGUGGUUAAAUAAUA